Jatropha curcas is the source of this 2129-nucleotide messenger RNA. RefSeq names its product smr (Small MutS Related) domain-containing protein. NCBI's taxonomy places the organism in Eukaryota, Viridiplantae, Streptophyta, Magnoliopsida, Malpighiales, Euphorbiaceae. The record is from RefSeq and is a predicted model, not a curated record.
AGCGUAUGGUCAUGGAAUUGAGACCUGAAUAACUCUCAACUGCCUGCCUGCCUUCUCCCUACUUGUUAUUUUCAGUAAUUCAAUCUUUAGCACCGAAUCCAAUUCCUCUUUCUUCCCCAACAAUUUAGGGUUCCACAAAAAUCACUCUCCGAUUCGUGCGAUAAUAAUCUCUCCAAUCCCUACAAAACCAUGAAGCAGCAUUCCAAGAAGAAGAAGAAGCAACAGCCGGCACGCGCCUCCAAUCCCUCCGGCAACCACAAGGGGCAACAAGAUGAACAGCAAGAAACCAAAGCUGCGUUGGCGUUAAUGGAAGCUUUUGAUUCGAUCUCAUUAGAAGAAGUUUCCUCGGCUUGUAGAGAAGCCGACGGUGAUAUCUACAAAGCGGCUGGGAUAUUAUCCAACUUGAGCGACAGCGCGGACGAUCCGUCCACGAGUGGGUUAUCGAGUUCUGACUUGACUUCAACUUCGGGUUUUGGUUCGAGUUCUAGUAGUACCACUUCGCGUUCGGGCUCGUCGGAGGGGUACUUGGAGGCUGAUUUGGUAAAAAGAAAGGGCUUUCGAGGUAACAAUAAGCAGAAGAGAGCCGUGGCUGUUACGGGGACCGUUUCAACGCUUCUUGGAAAGGACUAUGUGAAGGCAAGCCCGGGGAGAUAUUCCGCCAAAGCAAAGAAGUUUGGUAAUGGUGCUGUGGCCAAGGAAGAGGCUGAGCAAUUCUUAUGUUCAAUGCUUAGUGAUGAUUCCGACCUUAGCAUGGCUGUUGUUAGAGAUGUCCUGUGUCAGUGUGGAUAUGAUGUUGAAAAGGCUUCUAAUGUCUUGCUUGAUUUAUCUGCUUCCUCCUAUGAGCAGUCUGGGAAUAGUAGAUACUUUAAUGAUACCAUGAUUCAUAAAGAAGAUAACACUUUCCUUGUUGAGCAUAAUGAUAAUAUGACAGAUAGGACAUCUGACUGUACUUCCAGUUCAGCUGAAAGUGAAGUUCAUGAAAGUAUAUGGGGUUAUGAUUGCAGGAAUUAUUCUCAGGUCCUUACUAGUUUUGAAGCUCCGUCAACCAGCCCAAGUGAUGAGUCAGAGCUCGCUCAAAAGGUGUUGGAAUCUUUGUUUAACAUCUCCAGAAGUUCUGAACAUGAACCAGGCACUAUGAAUUGGCGGAAUGUGGUCAAGAAAAUGCAGUCAUUGGGGCAUGGUAUCUGCCCACCUAGUGAUGCAGUUCCUCUACAAGAGACUUGUGCUAAGGGUGCUGAGUAUCAUCUAUUUAGAAAACCUGCUAAUCAGCAUUGGGAUUCAGUGAGAUCCUACUAUCAAAGAGCUACGAAAGCAUACUCUAAUGGAGAGCGGCAGGUUGCAGCUUAUCUUUCUGACCAGGGGAAAGUACAGACAAAAUUGGCUCGACAGGCAGAUGAAAGAGCAAGCCAGGAUAUAUUUAAAGCCAGAAACAAGGGCAUAGAAAAUGUAAUAACAAUUGAUUUGCAUGGGCAGCAUGUCAAACAAGCAAUGAAGCUAUUGAAGCUUCACCUUCUAUUUGGCACGUAUGUCCACUCAAUCCAAACUCUGAGAGUAAUCACAGGAUGUGGGAGUCAUGGCGUGGGAAAAUCGAAACUCAAACAAUCGAUUAUUGAACUUCUGGAAAUGGAAGGUGUUAGAUGGAGCGAAGAGAACCGAGGAACAGUGCUAAUUAAGCUUGAUGGAUUCAAAGAAUAUAGCUUUCUGGAUUCAAAUAGUGAUACUGAGUAACCCUACCUCAACUAAUCCAGCUUAUCCUGCAAGAUUUAUUGACACUUACUUUUCUUUUGGUCUUCUAGAAAACAGUCACUGCAGAGGCAUGGUUCAUUUACAGGAGACGACAGAUUUCAGAUGUUCAUAUUUAUGUAGAAACUUGUUUCAUUUAUCUAGUUUGGUCAAAGGCUUUAGCUAGAAAUAGCUGUUCCUAGAAUGAUCUGAUAGAUUAAGUGCCUCUUAACGAAUUUGUAUACACCUUGUAUCGAUGAUAACUAAUAUAUGGUCUCAGGAUAUACAGCUGCCUUUUGUAGGCUGACAGUACUCCCCUGGAUUAUCAUGUAAAAAAAGUUGUUUGAACUAUGUGUUUUACUGUUUAGUUUAGUUUAAUUUAGUGCUCGGCUUGGAUUGCAACUGCA